AUGUAUCAUAGUAUUAAUGUUACCAAAGGAAUACCUGAUACUGGAUUCAUAUGUGGGCAAAAUGGUUGUCAGAGCAAUUUUGUUCAUUUUCGUAACUUAAGACGUCACAUAUUAAAUAACCACUUGGCUGAAGCAAAUUUGGCAACAGCUGCUGCCGAUGACGAAGUCAAUGCAGUUGAAAUGAAUGAAAAUAUGGAAUAUGACAAUAACGAUAUAUUAGAGCAUCAUGAAAUGGAAGCUGAAGCAUUCAAUAAUAUGGCUAGGGAUAUUGUAAAUGCCCCUUUAGAUUUGCGAUCUUACAUUGUUAAAAUGAUUUAUGAAAUAAAUGCUCAACUGGUUCAACAUCUAGUAAAUAAGGAAAUUAUUAGAGACGUUAAUAAGGUUUUUGAUAACGAAAAUCCAUUUCUAGAUUUAAAAACAUUUGAACAGCAAAUGAAGGCACUGAAUGAAAAUAGUGACUACAUUGAUCCAAUCGAAAUUCCUUUGGGUCGACGUGUGGAUUCCAGAUUAAAUAAAACAACUCUAUCCAAUCAAGAAGUUAGGUUAAUUAUCGAUAAUGAGCAGCCAUCUUCUGAUGGUAGUUUGGAGUCAUUUAUAGACGGGGAUCAUUUUAAGAAUCAUGUUUUCUUUCAAAAGUACAAAAAAGCUUUAAGAUUAAAAUUAUAUUACGAUGAGAAAGAACUUGUUGGUCCCUUAGAUUCUAAAACGGGUGUUCAUAAGGUUGGAGUAUUUUACUACCAAAUUUCAAAUUUACCUGCUCAUAUGAAUUCUGCGUUAAACAGUAUUCAUGUUUUGAUAGUAGCUCAUCACGUUGAUGUCCAAAAGUAUGGCUUCGAGAAAAUUCUUUCUCCUUUUAUGAAAGAGUUAGCCCAAUUAGAAAGUGAUGCGGGAAUAACUUUGAAGUUUGGAGAUGAAAAUUUUAUUCUUCGAGCUUCCAUUGAAAGUUUUUGUGGAGAUGCACUAGCCCUUCAUGACGUUUUCAACUAA
Nasonia vitripennis (jewel wasp) is the source of this 987-nucleotide messenger RNA. RefSeq lists its product as uncharacterized. The transcript is spliced from 3 exons. Bases 1 to 987 code for a protein of 328 amino acids. Lineage: Eukaryota; Metazoa; Arthropoda; Insecta; Hymenoptera; Pteromalidae. The record is from RefSeq and is a predicted model, not a curated record.